UUCUUCUUGUAUUCAUCAUCAGAUUCACUACGAUUUCCAUAAUGCAUUCUCACGCCUCUGUUUUUUUGUUCUAUUAUUCGAUUGAUUUCUGCUAUGUUUUUCUUUAAUUUUCAGAAUUCAUACGCUUAAAAGAGAUAUACAUUUGAAUUAUUGCUUCUUAAUCCCUUUUUUUUCGGAGUCGACAUACAUUUGCUCUUAUCUUUUGUCCAUUUUUAGUUAUUAGUACUAUUUAUUUUCGUCUACCCAUUUCUGAAAUUAUUUCUUCAGUUCCCUAUCACUGUCACUUGUUUUAAUGGUUGUUAUUUUCACACAGCUCAUGGUGUUUUAAUCGGAGUGAAUCUGUAGAAGAAUGUGGAAGUUGAAGAUAGCAGAAGGAGGGAAUCCAUGGCUACGGACAACGAACAAUCAUGUAGGUAGGGAGCUAUGGGAGUUUGAUCCAGAACUCGGAUCUCCGGAAGAUCGGGCGGAGAUCGAGAAGUUUCGUGAGCAUUUCCACAAACAUCGCUUUGAGCAAAAGCAUAGUGCUGAUCUCAUUAUGCGUUAUCAGCUAUCAAAGGAGAAUCCAGGAAUUACUAUUUUGCCCCAAGUCAAAGUACAAGGCAAUGAAGAUAUUACAGAAGAUACUGUAGCUACCACGCUCAGAAGAGCACUAAGUUUUUAUUCCACUCUACAAACUCUUGAUGGUCACUGGGCUGGAGAUUAUGGAGGGCCGAUGUUUCUAAUGCCUGGCAUGGUCAUUGCUCUAUCUGUUACGGGGGCACUCAAUGCAGUAUUAACAAGCGAACAUAAACGUGAAAUGAUUCGAUAUCUUUAUAACCAUCAGAACAGUGAUGGUGGAUGGGGCUUGCACAUUGAGGGCCACAGCACCAUGUUUGGUUCUGUUUUUAGCUAUGUUACCCUAAGGUUACUUGGAGAAGGAGCUAAUGACGGAGAAGGGGCCAUGGAGAAGGGUCGUAAAUGGAUUCUGGAUCAUGGUAGUGCCACGGCCAUUACUUCGUGGGGGAAAAUGUGGCUCGCAGUGCUUGGAGCAUUCGACUGGUCUGGGAACAAUCCACUUCCUCCGGAAAUAUGGCUUCUUCCUUACUUGCUUCCAAUUCAUCCUGGAAGAAUGUGGUGCCACUGCAGGAUGGUUUAUCUUCCUAUGUGCUACCUGUAUGGUAAAAGGUUCGUUGGCCCAAUCACGCCAACAGUGUUAUCUUUGAGAAAGGAGCUCUUUACAGUGCCUUAUCAUGAAAUAGAUUGGAAUAAAGCACGCAAUGAGUGCGCAAAGGAAGACCUUUACUACCCGCACCCUCUAGUACAAGAUAUCCUGUGGGCUUCACUUCACAAGGUUGUGGAACCUAUUCUGAUGCAUUGGCCAGGGAAAAGAUUGAGAGAAAAAGCUCUCCGCACAGUGAUGGAGCACAUUCAUUAUGAAGAUGAAAACACUCGUUACAUAUGCAUAGGACCUGUAAACAAGAUUCUAAAUAUGCUUUGCUGCUGGGUUGAAGAUCCUAAUUCAGAAGCUUUCAAGUUGCACCUUCCAAGAAUUCAUGACUAUAUGUGGGUUGCUGAAGAUGGCAUGAAAAUGAAGGGAUACAAUGGAAGUCAAUCUUGGGAUACUUCAUUUGCAAUUCAAGCAAUCAUUGCAACAGAGCUUGGCGAGGAAUAUGGUUCAGCAUUGAGAAAAGCGCAUUCAUUCAUAAAAAAUACACAGGUGUUAGAUGAUUGCCCAGGCAAUCUAGAUUUCUGGUACCGUCAUAUUUCAAAAGGUGCUUGGCCCUUUUCAACUGCAGAUCACGGAUGGCCCAUUUCAGAUUGUACUGCAGAGGGACUUAAAGCAACUCUUCUAUUAUCAAAACUACCAUCAGAGAUAGUCGGUGAUCCAUUGGAGGCAAAGCGUUUCUAUGAUGCUGUAAAUGUUUUGCUUUCUUUACAGAAUAGUGGUGGUGGCUUUGCAACAUAUGAACUAUCGAGGUCAUAUCCGUGGUUAGAGAUAAUCAAUCCUGCUGAGACUUUUGGAGAUAUUGUUAUUGAUUACCCUUAUGUAGAGUGUUCCUCAGCUGCAAUUCAAGCUUUAACAGCAUUUAAGAAAUUAUACCCUGGUCAUCGCAAAGAAGAAGUGGAACGCUGCAUUGCUAAAGCUGCUGCCUUCAUUGAAAAGAUUCAAGAAGCAGAUGGCUCCUGGUAUGGCUCUUGGGCAGUUUGCUUCACCUAUGGCACUUGGUUUGGGGUGCUUGGCUUACUAGCUGCAGGAAGGAACUACACUAAUUCUUCCAGCAUCCGUAAGGCUUGUGACUUUUUGUUGUCCAAACAAAUCUCAUCUGGUGGCUGGGGGGAGAGUUACCUGUCUUGUCAAAAUAAGGUGUAUACAAAUCUUGAAGGCAACAGAUAUCAUGUUGUAAAUACAUCAUGGGCUAUGCUGACUCUAAUUGCUGCUGGACAGGCUGAGAGAAAUCCCACGCCAUUACACCAUGCAGCAAAAGUAUUAAUAAAUGCUCAGCUAGAAAACGGAGAUUUUCCUCAGCAGUUAAAAGGUUGCCUAAGCACUUGCCUCAGAGUUUUGAUUUGGUUUAAUUGGCUGUGCCUCUUGGACGGAGUUUGGGGCUUAAAUUCACUUCAGAGCUGCAUACAGUUUUGGGAGAGGAAGUAUGUAAAUAUAAACUACAUUGUUCAAGAGAACCUGGUUAAGUGUUGGGUAUCUUUCGUGGGAGAGUUAGCUUAUAAAAGUACCCUGGCUAUGGAGAAAGAACUGGUGGAGGCUGGUUCAGUGAAUAAGGUCAAAAUUUUCUGUAAUAUGGCCAAUCUUUUUGGCUAGUGGGGUCCAUUUUAUAUAGGCAUAAGCCUAUUUGGAAGAAGAGUUGGCUGGCAAUAUUUUUACUUGGAACCAAAGUAUCAUUGUGUGGUAGAGAUUGGUUGAUCAAUUUCCUUUUUCUAUUUAUUAGUUCUUGGAGCCCAAGUUUGGGUCCUAUAAAAGGAGGGCCAUCUUUCUCAUUUCAAACACACCUUCAGAUACAAAAGUAGAAGUAUUUCUACUAGCUUUUGUCUUCCUUUUCAUUAUAGAGUAUUUUGUAAGAGAGUGAGUGUUGGUAAACACUUGUGUGAACCCUUUCUUUGGAGUGAUCUUGUGAGGUUAUUCUCUUGAGGUAUUUGGGACUAAUUAGAGUGUUUACUCUAAUUUUGUACUCUCUUUUUGUACUCUUGUUGGUAUAGUAAAAUUGCUUCUCUCC
This is a messenger RNA of Nicotiana attenuata, 3209 nucleotides long. RefSeq names its product cycloartenol Synthase-like. Bases 350 to 2797 code for a protein of 815 amino acids. NCBI's taxonomy places the organism in Eukaryota, Viridiplantae, Streptophyta, Magnoliopsida, Solanales, Solanaceae. Gene Ontology annotation, cellular component: lipid droplet. The record is from RefSeq and is a predicted model, not a curated record. The transcript is spliced from 19 exons. Gene Ontology annotation, biological process: triterpenoid biosynthetic process. Gene Ontology annotation, molecular function: intramolecular transferase activity.